Molecule: messenger RNA, 1854 nt
Organism: Annulohypoxylon truncatum
Lineage: Eukaryota; Fungi; Ascomycota; Sordariomycetes; Xylariales; Hypoxylaceae
Product: FMN-linked oxidoreductase
Exons: 8
Coding region: 212-1492 (426 amino acids)
Cellular component (GO): intracellular anatomical structure
Molecular function (GO): NADPH dehydrogenase activity; NADP binding; FMN binding
Source: RefSeq, a predicted model, not a curated record
CCAGAAAUUCGAUUUGGUAUUGUGUGUGACGCGAAAGGCGGGAAAAUAUUCAAAGGCUGUUAGUCCAAAGGUACUCUGUCAGAAACACCUAGGUAGGCGUAAAGGUAUAUAUUCCAAGCGUGGAUUAAUCAAUUCUAGUCUCUGCUUUCGGUUUUGACUACCCAAACAUAUCAUUCAUCAAAGGAAUCCCCUCGUCCUCUCAUCUGAAGUCAUGGCUAAAGUAGUAGUUCAAGCUGAUCAAGCUCCCGUAGCCGGCGAACCUUGUUCGACGGAGCAAAACUUGAUAAACUAUGGCGCCCCGAAUGUUCCAUUCUACACGCCUAUCCAAGAUCCUCCUGCGGGAACCACCUGGGAUGUUCAACCGGAAGGCUCCCUAUUCUCUCCCCUGAAGAUCAAUGAGAUGGUGCUUCAUAACCGAAUUAUCGUCUCACCUAUGUGCCAAUAUUCCGCGAAAGACGGGUAUAUGACCAUGUGGCACCAUGUCCACCUUGGGAGUUUCGCGGCUCGAGGGCCAGGCUUAAUCCUAAGUGAGGCUACUGCUGUUGCUCCCGAAGGGCGGAUCUCGCCGCAGGACCUCGGCCUGUGGGAGGACGGGCAGAUAGAGCCGCUGAAGAAGAUCAUCGACUUCGCGCACAGCCAAGGCGUGAAGUUCGGCGUGCAACUGGCCCACGCCGGGCGUAAAGCAAGCACGGUGGCCCCGUGGGUCGACCGCAAAGCCGCGGCUCGUGAACAAUCCGAAGGAUGGCCAGAUGAUGUUAUUGCCCCGUCUCCUGAAGCUUAUAGCGCGCAAACUCUCGUUCCCAGAGAGGCAACUAAAGAGGACAUCGAAAAGUUCAAAAAGGAUUGGGUUGCCGCGAUUCGGCGUGCGUUGAAAGCUGGUGUGGACACUAUUGAAGUCCACGGAGCCCAUGGAUACCUCCUAAACGAGUUCCUCUCGCCCUCCUCCAACAAGCGCACCGACGAGUACGGCGGCUCCUUCGAGAACCGCAUCCGGCUGUACCUCGAAGCCGUGGACCUUCUCAAGGCCGAAGUGCCCAGCGGCUUCCCCAUCCUCGCCCGCGUCCCGGCAACCGACUACCUGGAGCACGACCCGAGCCUUCCGCAGUGGACCCUCGACGACGCCGUCGCGCUCUGCAAGGUCCUCGCGGCGCGCGGCGUGCACUUCCUCGACGUGACGGGCGGCGGCACCGACGCGCGGCAGAAGAUCAGCGCGCGGCCCGGGUACCAGGUGCCGUACGCGGAAGCGAUCAGGAAAGCCGUCGCCGGAACCGGGACGCUGGUCGGGACCGUAGGCGAGAUCACGUCCGGCAAGCAGGCGCAGGCGAUCCUGGACGCGAAGAGCGCGGACGCUAUCAUCGUCGGCCGCGCGUUCUUGAAGGACCCGGACCUGGUGUGGCACUGGGCGGACGAGCUGGAGUUGGAUAUCCAUGUGCCGAGCCAAUAUGGUUGGGGGUUCGGUAUGACGAGGACUCACAGACAUAGGAGGAAUUAGGGGGCUUCCGCCGAUGGUUGAUCAGAUGGACCACCUUUCUCGAGCUUCCUACAUACCUUGAAUGUCUAGGUAUAUAUAUUGGUUAGAUGAUGGUAUUGAAUAUACAGUGGUACUUAUAUCUUGCCCAACACCAAUUUACCCCCAAUGAUUUUGUCCUUGACCUUCCUUUAGCCCCUGAAUAGGCUCCCAGAGCAUCCCUUCCACGAACAUUGUAUUCUACUGUGCUUACUUAUAUCAUUCCUACAAUCUUUACAGAUCUUAAUAGAUAUGAAUUAUUGAAGAUCACAAUUUAAAUCAUCAUGGAUUCGCCCUCAAGAUACAAUGUUACGAUUAGGUCGGCCUACAGUACUAUCUUAUGCUAA